AUGGCCCAGCUCUCGCAGAACCACGCAAUGGACGCCGCCUUCGCCGCCGGCACCAACGGCUUCGAAGCCGACCCAACUUCGAAAGCUCCCUUAUCCAACUUCCCGUUCUUCAAAAACUAUGGCACCGACAAAAAGACAAGAGAUGGACAACCGCCUAAGAGGCGUGGUCCGAAGCCCGACAGCAAGCCUGCCUUGACGCGUAGGCAAGAGCUCAAUCGCCAGGCUCAGCGAACGCAUCGUGAGCGCAAAGAGAUGUACAUCAAGGCUCUUGAGCAAGAAGUGCUUCGCCUGAAAGAGCUCUUCUCUCACACCGCACGAGAGCGUGACGCCGUCGCCGAGGAGAAUCGCCGCCUGAAGGAGCUUCUCGCCGCUCACGGCAUCGCCUUCGAUUCCAACAGCCCUGCCAGUGCCUUCCAGCAGAUGGCAGGUUCCAGCUAUGGAGGCAGCUCACGUGGCAGUGUCUCUGGAAGCUACCACGCAGGUACAGCUUCGACCGGUUACACGUCGCCGCCGCCUUCAAUGCCCGCGCGCCCUGCCCCCGGCCUUCCCAUGCAGGGAAUCCCCCCUCAGCAGCCGCAUGGCCAACUGCAACCGGCUCAGACCGGUAUGGACUAUGACCAGAUAGGCAUAGACUUUGUCUUAACUCUCGAGAAGCCAUGCAUGGAGCACAUGCAAUUCCUGCUGGUACGGGCCGAGGACAACGAGGCGGACGUGUCGGGUCACGCGCUCAUGCAGACGUGCCCGCCGCACUCUCACAUCGCCCAGCACCCCGAGGAGAAGUACCCGCACAAGAUGCUCGACGUGUCGCAGCCAGACCUCAUGAAGCUGCUCGAUCUGUCGCAUCGCCUGCCCACCAUGGAGGGCGAAAUCACGCCUGUCAUGGCUUGGGUGUCCAUCAUCCAGGACCAGCGCUUCUCGGAGCUGGCCAAGGAGGACAUCGAGGCAGUGAAGGGCGACCUGCUGGCGAAAGUGCGGUGCUAUGGUUUCGGUGCCGUCAUCGAGGAAUUCGAAGUCCGCGAUGCACUCAACAGCGUCUUAGCCGCGAAGGGUCAAAUCGGCACUGCCGGUCCGGUGCUCGAAUAG
This is a messenger RNA of Lasiodiplodia theobromae, 1083 nucleotides long. RefSeq names its product Basic-leucine zipper (bZIP) transcription factor. The coding region runs from base 1 to 1083 and encodes 360 amino acids. Gene Ontology annotation, molecular function: transcription cis-regulatory region binding; DNA-binding transcription activator activity, RNA polymerase II-specific. Lineage: Eukaryota; Fungi; Ascomycota; Dothideomycetes; Botryosphaeriales; Botryosphaeriaceae. Gene Ontology annotation, cellular component: RNA polymerase II transcription regulator complex. The record is from RefSeq and is a predicted model, not a curated record. The transcript is spliced from 6 exons.